Tauraco erythrolophus (red-crested turaco) is the source of this 1427-nucleotide messenger RNA. It is a transcript of the gene TMCC3, whose product is annotated as transmembrane and coiled-coil domain family 3. The record is from RefSeq and is a predicted model, not a curated record. Gene Ontology annotation, cellular component: endomembrane system. NCBI's taxonomy places the organism in Eukaryota, Metazoa, Chordata, Aves, Musophagiformes, Musophagidae.
AUGCCGGGCAGCGACACGGCGCUGGCCGUGGACAGGACGUACUCGGACCCGGAGCGGCACCGGCGCCGCAAGACGCGGGUGGAAAGACAUGACAUGAAUACCCUGAGUUUACCACUUAACAUUCGCCGUGGAGGCUCUGACACCAACCUGAACUUUGAUGUACCAGAUGGGGUCCUAGAGUUUCACAAAGUCAAACUCAGUGCAGAUAGCUUGAAACAGAAGAUCCUCAAGGUUACAGAACAGAUCAAAGUUGAACAAACAGCUCGAGAUGGAAAUGUGGCUGAGUAUUUGAAACUGGUAAACAGUGCAGACAAGCAACAGGCUGGGCGCAUUAAACAAGUCUUUGAGAAAAAGAACCAGAAGUCUGCCCACUCCAUUGCCCAGCUGCAGAAGAAAUUGGAACAGUAUCACAGAAAGCUCAAGGAUAUUGAACAAAAUGGAUCUUCCAAAAGCACUAAGGAUACUUCUAAAGAUAACUUGAAAGAUAUUCAGCAUGGAAAACCACGUGGAACAGAGAGCAGCAAGUCGAGUGUGCCGGGUGUAUCCUUGACACCACCUGUCUUUGUCUUCAGCAAGUCUAGAGAGUUUGCAAACCUGAUCAGAAACAAAUUUGGCAGUGCGGACAACAUUGCUCAUCUGAAAAAUACCUUGGAUGAAUUUCGGCCAGAAACGAGUUCUAGAACAUAUGGGGGCAGUGCCACCAUUGUUGCCAAACCAAAGUAUGUUAGUGAUGAUGAAUGCUCAAGCGGGACCUCUGGCUCAGCAGAUAGUAAUGGGAAUACUUCCUUUGGUCCUGCUGUGGCAAGUACCCUGGACAGUCAAGGAAAGCUUUCCAUGAUUUUGGAGGAACUAAGGGAGAUUAAGGAGACACAGUCCCAAUUAGCUGAUGAUAUUGAGAAUUUGAAAGCACAAUUUAAAAGAGACUAUGGCUUUAUUUCUCAGAUGUUACAAGAGGAAAGAUAUAGAUACGAAAGAUUGGAAGACCAGUUAAAUGACCUCACUGAUCUUCAUCAACAUGAGACAGCAAACUUGAAACAAGAGUUAGCCAGCAUAGAGGAGAAAGUGGCGUAUCAGGCAUAUGAGCGAUCACGAGAUGUUCAGGAAGCCUUGGAAUCAUGCCAGACCCGGGUUUCGAAGCUGGAACUUCAUCAGCAGGAGCAGCAAGCACAGCAGUCCGAAACGGUUAAUGCCAAAGUGCUCCUGGGGAAAUGUAUAAAUGUUAUCCUGGCCUUCAUGACUGUCAUCUUAGUGUGCGUUUCUACUAUUGCAAAGUUCAUUGCUCCUAUGAUGAAGAGCCGUUUUCAUAUCAUUUGCACAUUUUUUGCAGUGACACUGCUGGCAAUAUUUUGUAAAAACUGGGAUCAUAUCAUUUGUGCCAUAGAAAGGAUGAUUAUACCAAGAUGAAGCUGCUGAUCUGGCUGCUUUCU